Molecule: messenger RNA, 594 nt
Organism: Colletotrichum lupini
Lineage: Eukaryota; Fungi; Ascomycota; Sordariomycetes; Glomerellales; Glomerellaceae
Product: ARP2/3 complex ARPC3 subunit
Exons: 2
Coding region: 1-594 (197 amino acids)
Biological process (GO): regulation of actin filament polymerization; Arp2/3 complex-mediated actin nucleation
Cellular component (GO): cytoskeleton; Arp2/3 protein complex
Molecular function (GO): actin filament binding
Source: RefSeq, a predicted model, not a curated record
AUGAUGACCUUUACCCAGGCCUACAAUUCCAUGUUCAAUGCCGACCCGAACGUCCCUCGCACAAUAGGCAACUUCCCGCUGCUGCCCUUGCGCACAAAGACCCGCGGCCCGGCCUAUACUCUUCCCUUCCCCAACCCGCCUCUGCCCGCCAAUGAGUCUCCCGACCCAGACAGCGAAAGCUACGACAUCCUCGACGAGGUUCUCGCCCUAUUCCGCGCCAACACCUUCUUCCGCAACUUUGAGCUUCAGGGCCCCGCCGACCGCCUUCUGGUUUACGGCAUCUGGUUCGUCAGCGACUGUCUGACCAAGAUCAAGCCUAGCGCCGGCGUGCGUGAUGCUUCCAAGGAUGUCAUGAACGUGGCCCUCGAUACCAACUUCGCCAUUCCCGGCGACCCGGCGUGGCCCCUGAACCAGAUGUACGAGACCCCGCGCGAUAGACAGGACGCCGAGCAACUCCGCCAGUAUAUGUCCCAGGUCCGCCAAGAGUUGGCAGUCCGGUUACUGGCACGUGUGUACGAAGAAGGCGGCGAUGGAAAACCGAGCAAAUGGUGGCUGAGCUUCACCAAGAGAAAGUUCAUGGGCAAGGCGUUGUGA